UAUUCACCUUACAUCUUUGUUGCUUGCAUAUUUUUGGUUUUUGAUAUAUUUUAUCAACAAACUGAUUUCCCCCUCUAGUAAACAGCAUCCAGCAGGAGCGCUACUAAUCCUUUUACCUCACAGCGUCCCUGUGAUCCAGGCAAGCCAACAGCUCAUAAGAUCUCGCGGGAUUGCACAUUAACUUCUUAUAGAUACCAUGACAUCUCGCGAUAUGUCAGUGGCGUUACCCCAUUUUCCAGCUGUCCCUCAGUCGGUCGGGAUUUCGGAACCACAGGAGAAUCACCGGAAAGGGUUUUGGUGAUAAAACGGCUCACUUUAGGAGAAUAUACCACAUUAUAUGGCCACAUAAACACACAGCGAGCUACUUUAUUCAGUAUUUCACCAUGGAGGCUGAACUAUGAGGUGUUGUGUAGCUGCAGACGACUGAGUGAACCAUGGCACAGUUCCCCACCACAUUUACAGGUCCAGAUGUGUUUCUGAUCUCGGUGGAUGAGAGAGCCAAACAUGAUCAGCAGUUUCACAGCCUCUCUCCGACUGCUGGGGGUUACAUCACAGGUGACCAGGCCAGGAACUUCUUCCUUCAAUCAGGACUGCCCCCUCCUAUCCUGGCCCAAAUCUGGGCUCUGGCUGACAUGAACAGUGAUGGCCGUAUGGAUAUCCACGAGUUCUCUAUUGCCAUGAAACUCAUCAAACUGAAACUCCAGGGUCACCCUCUGCCACCUUCACUUCCUCCUAGUAUGAAACAACCUCCACUGCCUUUACCCCCACAGACCGGCUUUGGCAUGCCCCCCAUGGCUCCCCUCCCGACUCCCAUCCCAGCUCCCCUGCCAGGCGUGCCCCCGCUCCCCCUGCCCCCUCUCCCCGUCGGGGUGUCUCCCCCUCUGGUCUCGUCUGCCCCGCCUCCCCUCCCCCAGCCCAUCGCCAACGGAGCUCCCCCCACAGGCAUGAUGCAGCCCAUCUCAGGCUUCUCCCACCCAGCUCCAUCUGUCAACAAGUCUUCGUCGUUUAAUCGACCAAGUGCGAAGUUGCAGAAAGUGUCGUCCUUCGAUGCUGCUAGUAGUCAGCCCCCCUCUGAUUGGGCCGUUCCUCAGUCCUCAAGGCUGAAGUACAGACAGCUUUUUAACUCUCAUGACAAGAUGAUGAGUGGACACCUCACAGGUCCCCAGGCUCGCACAAUCCUGAUGCAGUCUAGUCUUCCUCAAGGCCAGCUGGCCACAAUAUGGAGUCUAUCAGAUAUCGACCAGGAUGGGAAGCUAACAGCUGAGGAGUUUAUCUUGGCCAUGCACCUCAUAGAUAUGGCAAUGUCAGGGUUACCGCUACCCCCUGUGUUACCACCAGAUUACCUCCCACCCACAUUCAGGCGUGUGCGGAGCGACAGUGUUCAGUCAGACCAGAAGAGCGUCCAGGAGGAAAUGGAGGAGGAGACUGAAAGCAGCCAAGAAAAGAAGCUACCAGUGACAUUCGAGGAUAAGAAGAGGGAGAACUUUGAGCGAGGAAACUUGGAGUUGGAGAAGAGACGUCAGGCUCUGCAGGAGCAGCAGAGGAAAGAACAGGAGAGACUGGCUGCACUGGAGAGAGAGGAACAGGAGAGAAAGGAGCGGGAACGUCUGGAGCAGGAGAGGAGACGACAACAGGAAUUAGAAAAACAGCUGGAGAAACAGAGAGAGCUGGAGAGGCUGAGAGAAGAAGAGCGACGCAAAGAGAUAGAGAGAAGAGAGGCUGCUAAGCGUGAGUUAGAGCGCCAGCGUCAGCUGGAGUGGGAGCGUCAACGUCGACAGGAGCUUCUAACUCAAAGAAACCGAGAGCAGGAGAGUAUAGUCCUGCUCAAAGCCAGGAAGAAGACCCUGGAGUUUGAACUGGAGGCCCUGAACGAUAAGAAGACCCAGCUGGAGGGCAAACUGAAGGAUGUUCGGUUUCGUCUGUCAGCUCAGCGGAAAGAGGUGGAGCAGACGAAUCAGACCAGGGAAACGCGCAUCGCUGAAAUCACCCUGCUGCAACAGCAGCUGCAGGACUCUCAGCAGUGGCUCGGGAGGCUAAUUCCUGAUAAACAGAGUCUCAACGACCAGUUGAAACAGGUUCAACAGAACAGCCUGCACCGUGACAGUCUGUCGUCCCUGCAGAAGGCUGUGGAGCAGAAGGAGACCAGCAGACAGCAGCUCAGAGAGCAGCUGGAUGCUGUGGAGAGGGAGACGAGGGCCAAACUGCUGGAAAUAGAUGCGUUCAACACCCAGCUAAAGGAGUUGCGGGAGAUCCACAGCCGGCAGCAGAGACAGAAACAGAAGGACAUGGAGGCAGACACACACACACUGACACACACACACUCUCACAUACACACCCCGAGUGAGAGAAAGUCUGCCGAGCUGCAGGAGAGCAGGUUGUCAUCAGAAGAGAGUGUGGCCUGGAGGGACGAAGCAGUAAGCUCUGCCCCUAAAGCUCCUAGCCCGGUCUCAGUGUCGGCGCCUGAUGCCUGGCUAAACAGAGUGACUCAGGAAGAGGAGGAGAGGAAGAAGAGAGGGAUGGAGGAAGAAGAAGAGGGCCGGAAGCGAGCAGGAUCAGUAGAAGAGAAGGAGGAUGAGGGAAGAGGCAAGAAGGACAUGCAAGAUAAAUUAAACAAGCUGUUCAGCCAGCAGGCAGAUCCCUGGGCUUCAUCAGUGGAAAAGGCUCCAGUACCCAGUCUGUUCGACCAGAAGGCAGCAGCCAGCAGCUUCGACCAGCAGCAGCAGCCGGUGAAGGUGGUCUACUACAGGGCUCUCUAUCCGUUUGAUGCUCGCAGCCAUGAUGAGAUCAGUAUCGCUCCCGGAGAUGUAAUCAUGGUGAAGGGGGAAUGGGUGGACGAGUCACAAACAGGUGAACCCGGCUGGCUGGGAGGAGAGCUCAGGGGGAGGACCGGUUGGUUUCCAGCCAAUUACGCAGAACGGAUACCUGACAACGAAGCACCAAUCAGCUUGCGCGCCACAGCCUCAGCGACUCCCACCUCCGCCCAGCAGCCGAUAAGCACGCCUCCUCCAGCACCCGGACACACCUCCUCCUCCGCAUCCUCCGCCAACAGUAACUGGGCCGACUUCAGCACCACUUGGCCCUCAAAUACAGCUAGCCAAUCAGACAGCGAGGGGUGGGACGCAUGGCCGACCUCUUCGACCAGUCAGAAUCCAUCGCUCAGUGUUCCAUCGGCGCAGCUUCGGCAACGCUCCGCCUUCACACCUGCUACCAUGACAACAGGCUCCUCUCCGUCACCCGUGCUGGGGCAGGGGGAGAAGGUCGAAGGUCUUCAGGCUCAGGCUUUGUAUCCCUGGAGAGCGAAGAAGGACAACCACCUCAACUUCAAUAAAAAUGAGAUAAUCACAGUGUUGGAGCAGCAGGACAUGUGGUGGUUAGGUGAACUGCAGACUGGGCAGAGAGGCUGGUUCCCCAAAAGUUACGUCAAGCUCAUCUCCGCCACCAUGACGGCCCCUGCCGCUGGUGCCGUCGCAGCACGCAGCAAAAACACUAGUGGGAGUGUAGCUACAUAUCCACCGACUGAGUUUGGACUGAGCCGAAACCAACUGACAGAGCUGUGUGAAGAGAAGCAACUUGAAGAAUUAAAAUCUUGUGAGUCUGGAGUCUCAGAAAGCCCCCCCAAUGGAAAACGACCCUCCCCUUCCCCGACAAAACCCUCUGACUCUGGAGAAGAGUACGUGGCCAUGUACACAUAUGAGAGCAGUGAACAAGGGGACCUGAGUUUUCAGCAAGGUGAUAUCGUCAUGGUUACCAGGAAAGAAGGGGAUUGGUGGACGGGCAUGGUCGCGGGCAAGACCGGAGUCUUCCCGUCCAAUUAUGUCAAACCUCGAGACUCGUCUUCAGACUCACUGGGAUCAGCAGGGAAGACAGGCAGCCUGGGAAAGAAACCAGAGAUUGCUCAGGUGAUCGCCCCCUACAGUGCAACAGGAGCAGAGCAGCUGACGUUAGCUCCCGGACAGCUCAUCCUCAUCAGGAAAAAGAACCCAGGCGGCUGGUGGGAGGGGGAGCUCCAGGCUCGGGGCAAAAAACGCCAGAUAGGUUGGUUUCCAGCAAACUACGUGAAGCUGCUCAGUCCCAGCACCAGCAAGACGACGCCCACCGAGCCCACGCCUCCUAAACUGGCCCCUGCGAGCACAGCUCUGUGUCAGGUGAUCGGCAUGUACGACUACGUGGCCCAGAACGAUGACGAGUUGGCCUUCCAGAAGGGUCAGGUGAUCACAGUGCUCAACAAGGACGACUGUGAUUGGUGGAAAGGCGAGCUCAACGGGAGGGAGGGUCUGUUUCCCAGCAACUACGUCAAACUCACCACGGACACUGACCCGAGCACGCAGUGGUGUGCUGACCUCCAUCUGCUGGACAUGCUGAGUCCCAUGGAGAGGAAGAGGCAGGGAUACAUCCACGAGCUGAUCGUCACCGAGGAGAACUACGUCAACGACCUGCAGCUCGUCACAGAGAUUUUCCACAAACCUCUGCUGGAGUGCGAGCUGCUGACGGAGAAGGAGGUGGCCAUGAUCUUCGUCAACUGGAAGGAGCUCAUCAUGUGCAACAUCAAACUGCUCAAGGCUCUGCGCGUGAGGAAGAAGAUGUCAGGAGAUCGGAUGCCGGUGAAGAUGAUUGGUGACAUCCUGACCAACCAGCUGCCUCACAUGCAGCCCUACAUCAGGUUCUGUUCGUGUCAGCUCAACGGAGCCACGCUGAUUCAGCAGAAAACCGACGACAAUCCUGAGAUCAAAGAUUUCCUCAAGAGGUUGGCCAUGGACCCCAGGUGUAAGGGAAUGCCUCUGUCCAGUUUCCUGCUCAAACCCAUGCAGAGAGUCACACGCUACCCGCUCAUCAUCAAGAAUACCUUAGAAAAUACUCCAGAGUCACAUCCAGACCACAGCCACCUGAAAGCUGCUCUGGAGAAAGCAGAGGAGCUGUGUUCACAGGUGAACGAGGGCGUGAGGGAGAAGGAAAACUCGGAUCGUCUGGAGUGGAUUCAGGCUCAUGUUCAGUGUGAAGGCCUGUCUGAGCAACUGGUGUUUAACUCUGUCACCAACUGUCUGGGUCCCAGGAAGUUCCUCCACAGCGGGAAACUAUUUAAAGCCAAGAGCAGCAAAGAGCUCUACGGCUUCCUGUUCAAUGACUUCCUGCUGCUGACGCAGGUGACCAAACCUCUGGGCUCGUCCGGCUCGGACAAAGUCUUCUCCUCGAAAACACACCUGCAGUACCGCAUGUACAAGACGCCAAUCUUCCUAAAUGAAGUGUUAGUGAAGCUGCCAACGGACCCGUCAGGAGAUGAGCCUCUCUUCCACAUCUCUCACAUAGACAGAGUUUACACACUCAGAGCCGAGAGCAUCAACGAAAGGACGGCGUGGGUUCAGAAAAUUAAGGCGGCUUCAGAACUCUUCAUUGAGACAGAGAAGAAGAAGAGAGAGAAGGCGUAUCUAGUUCGCUCUCAGAGGGCCACAGGUAUCGGUCGACUGAUGGUCAACAUCGUGGAGGGAAUCGAGCUGAAACCCUGUCGCUCUCAUGGAAAAAGUAACCCAUACUGUGAGGUGACCAUGGGUUCCCAGUGCCAUAUCACAAAAACAUUACAGGACACGUUGAAUCCUAAGUGGAACUCCAACUGUCAGUUUUUUAUAAAGGACCUGGAACAGGACGUCCUCUGUGUCACUGUGUUCGAACGAGACCAGUUCUCACCUGACGAUUUCCUGGGCAGGACAGAGAUCCGGUUGGCUGAAAUAAAGAAGGACCAGGGCUCCAAAGGACCAAUCACGAAGCGGUUGCUGCUCCAUGAGGUUCCCACAGGAGAGAUUGUUGUCAGGCUGGACCUCCAGCUGUUUGAAGAACCAUAAAAACCAGAACAGGACCGAACUGGACCGGACUGAAAACUAGGAGAACCUGACAGCUGCGCUGCAUCAGACUGGACUGGUCUGGAUUCUCGUAGUUUGGUCUGUUUCAGUUUCUUAGUGCUUAGACGCUGUUGGGAGGGCGAGAGAGAAAGUAUCAGUCAUUGUCAUUUGCCUGUUAAAUUACAGUUCAUCAAAUUAACACCAAUUAACUGACACACAGAUAAUUUGAGCUUCUUGGUUUCUGAGAUCAAACAGUAAACAGGUGAAUCCAGCAUCGACAAGGAGCAACAAUUAUAAUUAUAGACAGUUAUAAUAAUUAGACAACAGUUUAAAUCCUUCCAAAUACGGCACAAAGUAAAAAGUUUGGAUUAUUAUUUCAGUGUCUCAGGAUUUAAGAUUUUAAUAUUGAACCUAAAGCAACGUGUCUGCAGGUUCUGAAUCUCUUAAAUUAGAAUUAAAUUAAAUUCCAGUCUUAAAUGUUGUUAUACUGGUCUUAAAUUGUCCCAGUUGAACAGAUCCAAAGUGUGAUGGUAGAUUUUUAAAGAUGAAGACGUCUUUUGUUCUAACAGCUUAACGAUCCCCAGCGUGAAUAAAAAAUCCACGGCAUGUUUCUAUUCCAGUCCACUCCAGUCCAGUCCAGUCCAGUCCAGUCCAGUCCACGUCACUUCUCGCCUCCUUCAGUCCGGUCCAGUGCAGUAUUUAGUCCAGUCCUGUUGGAGAUCAGCUGGGUCUUUACUGUUUUCUCUCCCUUUGCUUCAUCAGACAGUCUCACAGACACUCCAGUGACAAUCCCAGCCCUCCUUCUUUGUCCCAACACCCCCAAACCCUCUGUGUGUGUGUGUGUGUGUCUGUGUGUGUGUGUGUGUGUGUGUCUGUGUGUGUGUGUGUGUGAGACGGUCUGCUGGUUUGAAUGAAUGGUACGAGUAUCAAGGUGUACAGGCUAAUUAAUGGUACGGUUCAGUGUACAUUUUCUUUAAUUUUUUUUACGUCGAGUCUUACAACUCUCUCACAGUCUUAAGAUCAACUCUUCAGGCUUUCAGCUUUGAGGCACUGCGUGUAAAGGGACCUUGACGUUUUGAAUUUUGGUCUGUUUUGACCUUCACUGAACACUUGCCACAUUGUCGUAGGAAGUGCUAAAUAUGUACAGGUUAAAUGAGAAAUGCUAACGAUGCUAAUAAGCUGAAACUAUAGAAAGACUUUACUUCCCAAUAUAUGACAAGUGUCCGGUGUACAUAAAUCAGAGACAUGCUAAAAUGUCCUUUUUACAUGUGUCAGUUAUAAUAAUGCUGAUGAUAACAUGGCUGAAACAGGGAACAGGUGUGACAGCUAUUUUAAAUUGAGGUACUGUAAGGAAGAAUGUCUUAAUUUUUUCUUAUUUCCUGAUGUUGAAUGCACAUGGGGGUUUCUACUUUUAGGUGAUGUUUGUCACACAUCCAACCUCUGUUGUUAUGUUGCUGCUGUGUGUGGAGCUGUCACGGUGGCCGUCACUAUGCAGGGAGGGAAAAAACAGGAAAGAAUCAGGGAGGGUGGGGGGCCCAGAGCUGGAUUGAUUGGGGGCCCCCUUGAAAAUGCUAGGUACUACAGACACAUAUUUUAUAGGAAGAGCAUUUUAGACAAUUCCCACACUCUAACCAUGAGAAAAACUCAGCGUAGAAAUAAUUUUACUGUGUGUCGGCACUCCCAGCACUUUUAAAACAGACACUGUCGCUGAUAUCGGAGCAGAGCAGGAUACGACUCGACUGACAUAUGACACACAGCUGCCAUUUUGAACAGUCAAAGUAGGAAAUGUAACAUAGAAGACUAAUAAUAAUGAGUGUUGUUCUUUUUGUCAGCAAAUCCCAUGACAGACCAAAACCAUCAGUGUAUUAGCCCUGCCUGUUAGCUGUCAACCUGAAGCCCGUUGGUUCCUACUAAAGACAUAAAUAUAAAAAAAUGUCUCACAAAUAUAUAGUUUUAUUUUUUUAAAAGGCUCAGUUAUUUCCUAAAACAUCUGAGCACUGUAAUUUUGAACAAACGUAACUCAUAUAGGAGGAAACUGCAUUUGUCAGGGACUAUUUUCAGCAGCGGAUUAAUCCACAUUUGGUGCUCUAGUGAGUAUUUGGAGCAGCAGGACACUGUAUGUGUGACUGAUACAAAAUAAACUUCAAUGUGUGUGUGUUUGUGGUGAUGAAGGAACAUGUCACCCAGCACAACACUGAGGCUCACUGAUGUGUUUUUAACAGUUUUAUGGGAAACGAUGGAGCUCUGUGGCUCAGAGGAAUGAGAUAUAUCAGGUUGCGGAUACACAGACAAUACUUGUUGGUUUUGGUCGUUUAAUGAGAGCCGCUGAGAAAAAGAAAAAAAUAUAAAAUAUCACGAGAAUACGCAAUAUCACGUGUUCUGGAAAACCUGCAUAACCUGAAAACUUUCCAUGAUGGAGAAAAAACAAGCAAAAUCUCCCAUUUUUUCUGUCAUAAAUAGAAUAAAAGUUUCACAAAUCUAAGGCUUUAGCUUGUCUAACACCUUUCUCAACAAUCAGUUGAAUGAUAAAAAAAACAAAAACAUAAUCAGUCGUUCAUUAUUGUCAUUUAGUUUCCCUUGACUGCAGAAUCAAAAGCUUCGAACUGGAAGCUACCUUCAGCUUUGUGGUUGUCUGCAGUAUUUGCAGUUUUAGAUCAGGCUUCAGUAGUUAUUGUAGUAAUAGUCAUAAGUAGUUGUUGUUGUCUUCUAAUUACAGAGCCAUAGAUUAACACGUUUUAAAUAAGACUUGGAAAAUUAUGUUUUGGAAACAGUAGGAAGGACCUCAGCAGUCGUAGCUAGCAUGGAAAUUCGCUAGCUAGUUAGCAAUAGCCUGCAAUAAUCUGGCACCUGUCAAUACCUCCAUAUUUACGUUAUCAAAAUGUUAAGUAAUUCCUCAAGUUUUUGAGAUUAGAUCGUUUCUUAUUUGUUUAGAAAGAGGAAUAUUCAAUUCUUUAAAUAAUAAAAUGUUUGUACAGCUGCGUACUUCCGGUGCCUUCACAUGGGGGUUGUGUUAGCUUGUUCGCAAUGGUGCCAAAAAACAGCCUUUUCGCUCUUUUCUAAAUGGACAGCAGAGAUAAGGCAUCGCUUUCUGUUUUUCAGUUUUUGUCACAAAUUUUAACAGUUUGAUUUUAUAUGCAUAUCGUUAACUCGAUUUCUUUCGUCGAAAAAACACAAACUCAGGAGUUACUUUGAAGGCAGCAUUAAUUUUCCGCGCAGAUUUUCCCAACCUGAGUGUUCAAAAUGGCCGCUGCGUUUGCCAGUUGUACAGAUAAAAUUCCAGUGUGUUUGCUCAGCGGAGUUGUAUAUAUGUUAGUUAGCUUGGCCAGUUAGUAAAUUUAGUCAGUCGUUUUUCAUUUAUUGCCACGGUUACAGUGAUCUACAGAAUUGCCACCGAGACAACCAAUAGUUACCUUAGUGACCAGCCACUGUCCAAUCAGGAGUCAGCGAGGCUCAGCCAGUUGCAGCAUCUUGACUGUGGAGGAAGGUGUGUAUGAAUGUGUGUUUCCCCAGACUGAAGCCGAUGAUGAUGAUGAUGAUGACUAUGAUGAUGAUGAUGAAUGAUGAUGAAUUUGUCUUACAUCCCCCUCUGUACUGUUCUCCAGUACCCCCCCCCCCCCCCCCCCCCCACUGUACUGAAACUAAUCCAGUUUGAACCCGUUCUUACUGUCAAUCUUCCAGGUUGUGUAUAAUACUACUGCUAUCUGAGAGUUAAUAUAUGAGCGCUAUGGGGGCGAUAGAGACAGCCUGCUGUUAAUUAUCACUGUAGAAGAUGAUGUACGUUGUUGUCUUUCAAUGUUCAGAAUAAACUCCAGUUGGACCAAGA
Molecule: messenger RNA, 9654 nt
Organism: Seriola aureovittata
Lineage: Eukaryota; Metazoa; Chordata; Actinopteri; Carangiformes; Carangidae
Gene: itsn1
Product: intersectin 1 (SH3 domain protein)
Exons: 47
Coding region: 435-5834 (1799 amino acids)
Biological process (GO): clathrin-dependent synaptic vesicle endocytosis; endosomal transport; positive regulation of Rho protein signal transduction
Cellular component (GO): presynaptic membrane; cytoplasm; plasma membrane
Molecular function (GO): guanyl-nucleotide exchange factor activity; molecular adaptor activity; calcium ion binding
Source: RefSeq, a predicted model, not a curated record